AUGCAUCACCAUGAACAGCCGCCACGGAAUGCAUGUAACGGGGGCGCACGCGAAGGCGGAUUGGUAUGGCGUGGGUGCACAGCCGAGUGCGACGCAGAAGACGGCACGGCGGGUACGCUCACCGACGGCAACGCCAACCCAGGAGACAAGUUGGAGGGGUCGGACGCAGCUCCGGACGACCCUGUUCACCUCAAGAGACGGGUGGGACUCUUCAGUGGGGUGGCUCUAAUUGUCGGCACUAUGAUAGGUUCUGGAAUAUUCGUCUCGCCCUCUGGGCUUUUGGUCCGCACAGGCUCAGUGGGCAUUAGCUUCAUCAUUUGGAUGGCAUGUGGCCUGCUCUCACUGCUUGGAGCGCUCGCAUACGCAGAGUUGGGAACAAUGAACACGUCGUCAGGCGCUGAAUACGCCUACUUCAUGGACGCGUUCGGGGGACCGCCCGCGUUCCUAUUCUCAUGGGUUUCGACAUUGGUACUGAAGCCGUCACAGAUGGCUAUAAUAUGUUUGAGUUUCGCGAAGUACGCAGUGGAACCGUUCGUUGCAGAAUGCGAACCGCCGGACAGCCUCGUCAAACUGGUCGCCGUCAUAUGUAUAGUGAUGAUAUUAGCAGUUAAUUGCUACAGCGUGAACUUGGCAACAAAUGUACAGAACAUUUUCACAGCAGCCAAAUUAGCAGCUAUUGCUAUCAUCGUGUGCGGAGGAGCUUAUAAAUUGAUAUUAGGUAAUACGCGACAUUUACAGGAGCCAAAUUUCGCCAGUAGCACGGCCACGCUAGGCAACAUUGCCACAGCCUUCUACACAGGCCUCUGGGCAUACGACGGUUGGAAUAACCUCAACUAUGUCACUGAGGAAAUUAAAAAUCCAUCCAAAAACCUGCCGCUGAGCAUAAUAAUCGGCAUCCCCCUAGUGACGCUGUGUUAUGCAUUAGUGAACGUGUCAUACCUGGCUGUAAUGUCGGUGAGCGAGAUGACAGACAGUGACGCUGUGGCUGUCACAUUCGGCAACCGUCUGCUGGGUCCUAUGGCUUGGCUCAUGCCGCUCGCUGUUACUAUUUCAACAUUCGGGUCUGCCAAUGGCACCUUGUUUGUUGCUGGAAGGUUAUGCUUUGCAGCUUCUCGAGAAGGACAUUUACUGGAUAUUUUGUCAUAUGUCCACGUGCGCCGCUUCACCCCUGCGCCUGGAUUGAUAUUCCACUCACUGAUAGCAGUAGCGAUGGUGUUAUCCGGAACAAUAGACUCGUUGAUCGACUUCUUCUCCUUCACCGCAUGGAUCUUCUACGGUGGUGCCAUGCUGGCUUUGAUCGUCAUGAGGUACACUAAGCCUCACGCACCUCGACCAUACAAGGUGCCGAUAAUAAUACCGAUACUGGUGCUGGUUGUGUCAACCUACUUGGUAGUGGCUCCCAUCGUCGACAAACCUCAGUGGGAGUACUUGUAUGCGGCUGCGUUCAUACUCGCCGGUCUUGUGGUCUACGUACCCUUCGUCAAAUGGGGGUUCUCGCUGCCGUUUAUGGAUAAAAUAACAGUUUUAUUACAAAUGGUGCUGGAGGUGGUGCCCACGUCAACCACGUUUGAAUACUGA
Messenger RNA from Arctia plantaginis, 1578 nucleotides. The record is from the annotation of a GenBank genome assembly. NCBI's taxonomy places the organism in Eukaryota, Metazoa, Arthropoda, Insecta, Lepidoptera, Erebidae.